Messenger RNA from Cryptotermes secundus, 965 nucleotides. RefSeq lists its product as uncharacterized. Lineage: Eukaryota; Metazoa; Arthropoda; Insecta; Blattodea; Kalotermitidae. The coding region runs from base 1 to 867 and encodes 288 amino acids. The record is from RefSeq and is a predicted model, not a curated record. The transcript has 7 exons.
AUGCCAGGCUCUGCUAAUGCCGAGAAGGCUCGAAGUAAGGAGACUAGCAGCCCGCUUAUGGAUCUACAACCUAAUGGGAACAAGGUUUCGGUUCCAAGGAGAGAGCGAGGCAGUCCCUCCACUCCAGUGCCCCACCGUGACGUUGGAGAAACACAGGUAAGGGACAGCCUUGAGAGACCUGUGCAGGCGCCGGUUAUGAAGCCCAAGUCAACAAAGGCAGUAACUCAGGACGUCAAGGGACAUCGGCGUGCUGGGAGACGUCGUAUUCCAAACUACCGUAUUCCCGAUUACAGUGGCAUUCAGUCCAAAAUUGACUGUUGGAAUAAGGACUGGAAAAUUGGAGGCGAAAGCAGUGAGGAGGACGCAUCAGAUUAUGCAGCACGGCCAAGGAAUGAACAAGGCGGUUCCACUACUCAAGUGGCUGAGUGUAACGCGGAAGAAACUCCGGGAAGUAUUCCCUCCGUGAGAACUUCAUCGCCAAUAAAUAGCACGAUUGAGCCACAGAAGCAAGUGUCUGCGAGCGUCAAGAGCGUGGAGAAGCACAUACAUGGUCUGAACCAUGUCAGCUUCCUGGCUCCUGUAGGAUGUCUAGCACGUUGGAACGCAGUCGUUCCAGGAGGCAUAGAAUUUUGCAUAUUCCUACGCCCGCUUACUGUGGCGUUAAGCCCACAGUUGACUGUUGGAGGAAGGACUGGAAAACUGGAGGCGAAAGCAGUGAGGUCAGUCAAAAAUAUCCCGGAAAUCCCCUGCAGACGGAGAACGAGCAAUAACAUAGCGCACACACUGUUGUGUUGGGGAGCUCAGCCUGUCUACUCGCAGGCGCAACAGGUCUGGAGAGGUUUCAGUAUGCAGUGUCGUUACUGUUGAAUUAGACGCGAGUGUUGGCCAUUCGGCGCAUUGUCGCAGUUCGAACAGCGUGCGAACAUCAAGUUCUUGUUCAAAUUGGGAAAAUCUGCUUCAGAGAC